AGUCCACACCUUCUUUGAAACUCAUCCUUCGCAGCAUACUCGAUAUAAAUAAACAAUUUAACCAUUAAUGACGACCAUAAAUGUAUUCAUUUCUUGUACAACGCAUAGACGCGCUGGUAUGGCGCGCCUCGUGCGUCGUGAGGGAUCUGUACCCUUUCUGGGAGAAUGAGCAGGCUGUGGUUCUGGGAUCACAUUAUUCCAUAAAUUACAAGGCAGAAUAUCGCAAAUUCAAGAGGAAAAUUACUGGGAUUCUCCUCUUUACCUACCGCAGUGACCUAAACUACAAAGUCGCUAAACCUAUCGGUCUAAUCAAGAGAGAACAUGUUAUCGGUAUCUUCAAGCCGUUUAACGUCUGCCUUCCGAGUAUACAAACCAUAGACACAGACAAGGGUUGGGGAUGUGUAAUCAGGGCAACUCAAAUGGCGCUCGCCCAGACGCUAAUCUCACUCAUCCUCGGAGAUAAUUUUGAUAUCUAUAGCAUUUUAAAGGAGAACACACUUCCAGAUUCGUCUGGUGGAGCGCCAUCUCACAGAAGAAGUGACCGGUCCGGGAAGUCUGAAAACUUUGACAACAUCAUAACCGAUGGAUAUCAGAACAAAUAUGAUGCAUUCUGCUCCAUUUUAUCGCAGUUUUAUGACUCAAGAGAGUCGAAAUUUUCACUGUACAAAUUUAUAAUUGCAGACAGUGUGCUCAAAACAUGCACAAAGUUUCUAUCGUUUGGUCCAACAAGCAGUGCUAUUUGCGUAAACAAGAUGAUAAAUGAUGCAAAUAUACCACUAAAGUCAAUUGCAUUUCCAGAUGGCGUAUUUUAUAUCAACGAGGUAUACAAGGGUUUUAACAAGAACAGAAACGUGAUCGUAUGGUUAUCACUGAAUAAGAAACUUGACAAGAACGAAAAGGUGGCUGUACGCUCGCUAUUCUUGCUCAAGCAGUUCAAUGGAAUUGUAGGAGGAAACAUGAACAACAGGGCCUACUACAUUUGUGGAUGUAGCAGCAGUCGCCUUUAUUACGUAGAUCCACACGUUUCUUGUAAGCCGGCGUUUACUACCUUGGACGGUGUUGACAUUCUCAAGGAUUUCACGAGCAAGAGGGUCCACAGUAUGCGUUGGCGCAGUUUGAACCCAUCAAUGUCCAUUGUGUUUUUAUUCAAGGGUCUAGGCGACUUUGAGGUAUUUCUGGAUAGCACAUUCAGAAACGGGAAAUACACUGAAUCGUAUCCAUUCGAGUUCAUACAAUAG
Theileria equi strain WA is the source of this 1238-nucleotide messenger RNA. RefSeq lists its product as hypothetical. The transcript is spliced from 5 exons. Lineage: Eukaryota; Apicomplexa; Aconoidasida; Piroplasmida; Theileriidae. The record is from RefSeq and is a predicted model, not a curated record. Gene Ontology annotation, molecular function: protein-phosphatidylethanolamide deconjugating activity. The coding region runs from base 81 to 1238 and encodes 385 amino acids.